AUGUCCACAGCCACACUGUUACCCAACUAUGGUCGAGUAAUUGGUAGAUUACGAUCCACCAUCCGUAAACUUAACCACGAUCCAGAAUUAUUACAAAAAUAUGAUGCCAUAUUCAAAGAACAGCUAACCCUCGAAAUUAUUGAAGAAGCUCCUAAAAUUCCAGGUGGACCUAUCCACUUAAUCCCGCACCAAGCAGUAGUAACACCCCAAAAGACUACAACCAAGGUUAGAAUAGUAUUCGACGCUAGUUGCCCAACUUCCAAUGGGAAAAGCUUGAAUGACCACUUGUUCCGUGGACCAGUCAUGUUACCUGAUCUGUUAGGCAUGUUACUGAGAUUUCGAGCUACACCAAUCCCACUAUUAGCUGAUGUUGAAAAAGCUUUCUUACAACUAACCCUCGACAAAAGAGAUCGCGAUGUAACUCGCUUCUUAUGGCUUAAAGACCUCUCUAAACCUCCAGAACCCGACAAUAUAAUUACCUAUCGAUUUCGAAGAGUAUGCUUUGGUGUAGUGUCCUCUCCAUUCCUCUUAGCCGCAUGUAUUGAUCACCACUUGUUGAAUUACCCACAUCCGUUGGCAAAAAACAUGCGUAGAAAUCCUUAUGUCGAUAAUAUCCUCAUUGAGAACGAUACUCCACAGGACGCUAUUGAAGCUUACUCCACUUCAAAAUCGAUUUUUCAAGAAGCAAAAAUGAACCUCCGUGAAUAUCAGACAAAUGAUUCUACAGUCAACGAAUUCCUUCGCACAAAAGGCGAAAUCACUCCGGAAAAGACAAAAGUACUUGGUGUUACAUGGAUACCCGCUGCUGAUACGAUAACCUUACCCUCAUAG
Molecule: messenger RNA, 831 nt
Organism: Bursaphelenchus okinawaensis
Lineage: Eukaryota; Metazoa; Nematoda; Chromadorea; Rhabditida; Aphelenchoididae
Source: the annotation of a GenBank genome assembly